Frieseomelitta varia is the source of this 1272-nucleotide messenger RNA. It is a transcript of the gene Chd64, whose product is annotated as myophilin. Lineage: Eukaryota; Metazoa; Arthropoda; Insecta; Hymenoptera; Apidae. The coding region runs from base 157 to 726 and encodes 189 amino acids. The transcript has 4 exons. Gene Ontology annotation, molecular function: protein binding. The record is from RefSeq and is a predicted model, not a curated record.
CCGAUCGGCACACGGUCCCGAGGCGCGUCAGUCGAGCCGCAAUCAUCGGACAGUGAACUUCGUACGACGACCGUUCAUCACAACAAUCACGAUCGUCCGUACCGUUUGUGCGUUUUCGUUUGGUGUAACAGGUCGUACAACAACAGGGUGAACAGAAUGGCCAACAACAGGGCUACCAAGUCUGGAUUCGCGGCGGAAGCGCAGAGAAAGAUCAACAGCAAAUACAGCGAGGAACUGGCGCAGGAAUGUUUGGAAUGGAUCAAAACGAUCACCGGCGAGAACAUAAACACCAACGGGGACAUGGAUAAUUUCUUUGAAACGCUGAAAGACGGAGUCCUCCUUUGCAAGCUAGUGAACGACAUUAAAGAGGGAUCGGUGAAGAAAAUUAACUUAAAGAUUAAUUUGGCCUUCAAGUGCAUGGAGAACAUCAACGCGUUCCUCGAAGCUGCGAGAGUGCUCGGCGUCCCGGCGCAAGAGACCUUCCAGACCGUGGAUCUCUGGGAAAGACAAAAUCUCAACUCGGUCGUAAUUUGCUUGCAAUCCCUCGGUAGAAAGGCUGGUAACUAUGGCAAACCAAGUAUCGGACCAAAAGAAGCGGACAAAAAUGUACGCAACUUUACGGAAGAGCAAUUAAGAGCUGGACAGGGUGUGAUCAGUCUGCAAUACGGCAGUAAUAAGGGUGCUAAUCAGAGUGGCAUUAACUUCGGCAACACCAGACACAUGUAAAUCUGUUUCAUUUAAACAUUGUACAACGAAACUUCACCCGCGUCUAUUAUUUUAUUCCUAAGAUACGCUAGAUAUACGGACAUUUAUUUUGUAAACGUUGGUAGAAGAUUUGGCAUGAAAGUAAAAUUACGUUGUAUCAAGAUUCCAAUUUACAUUGUUACAAGAUCGAAGCGCAUUCGAAUACUUAUUGUAUAAUAUAAAGUUAUAUCACAUAAUUUCUGAAGUGUCCUUUAGAGGCACGAAAAUUUUUAUAAUUUUCUCAUUGAAAUUAAUAAUUAUUAAAUGCGAUGAAAGAAUCAUCGUGCUCUAAGAACCAGCAGAAAUGGAAGAAUAAGAUGACAUUAAACAGUUAAGAUAUGUCAAUGUUGUGUUGUUUGAUUCAUCGUGUAUCAUUCCUCUUCUUAUGUACAUGUCAUGUCAAUGCUCGAACAUUCGAACUUGUCUUCGUUUAGGAUUUACACUUCGCGUAAAAGAUAAGUGCCACGCUCUUAAAUGUUUCUUCAGUUUUAGGAAAAUUGAUGGUAAUAAAAAGUGAUACUUAUGGAA